UCCCUCAACCCCUCCCACUCCCUCCCUCCCGGCCAGCCUUGACUGUUUACUCUCUCUGGGGGUUAACAUUUAACAUUUAUACCGGAGCACCACAGCUGACUACAUCCUCAGAGAUUGUGGACAGCAACCUUCCCAAGUUACUUGGCACUUUGGCUGGCAAACCUUUGAAGUGAAUUGUACGAUGGGACCUCGGACAGCUGUCACUCCAUCUAAGGAAAGAAAGAUGGUGUCUGGGGGGCAAGAUAACAGUCUUAGUAGUGGCAACAGCGGGUAUUGUAACAGAGGUCCCAUGCUUACCCCUACCUCACCUGUGCUGUCAAACCCCAAAUCAGUGCUAAAGAGACAAGUAAGUCCAGAGGAGCUGCAGAGACCAGGUGGUUCAUACAUAAAGAGGACGUUUACAAUUGUGGGUGAUGCGGUGGGCUGGGGCUUCGUGGUCAGGGGGAGUAGGCCAUGUCAUAUCCAGGCAGUGGACCGCAGUGGCCCUGCAGCAGCAGUAGGAGUGAAAGUGUGCCAGUUUGUGGUCUCUGUCAAUGGUCUGGACGUCCUGUCUCUAGACUACAAGACGGUCAGCAACUUCAUCCUCACUGGAUCGCGAACCGUGGUCAUGGAGGUUAUGGAGGAGUCUGAUUGCUGAGGAUGAGGUUGUAUUGUAUUCGGUUACAGUCAACUUAAGGCCUCAGUAACCCAUUGGCUCUUGGUGGUCAAAAGCUUAGAGUAAGAAUGUGGACUGUAUUGGCCGAAAUAAAUCCAUAGAAACCUUACGACCUUGAUAUGGAGCCAAAUGGACUUAGCUACAUGAUCGACUUGAGACGCGGGUCACAGCAACAGAAACCUGACGAGCCCCACUGUGAAGCCAUGUGUGCUUACAUCAUCAGUCUGAGACUCUGACCAGUGUUCCGUGGUUAACAUGGAUACAGCUUGUGUUUUUUGCUCUUUCACAGCGGUUUAGACUUUUGACCUGUGCGCCUACUCCUUGCCUGCUGUUUGCUUUUCCAUCCACUCCCUCGUUUGCUCCAAUGGAGGGUGCCUUCCUAGAAAGACAAGUACUUAGGGUGUUGUUGAUUAAAUGAGGUGGCACAUAUUGUAAACAACACCGCACUUUGUGACGUGGCAGAGGUGUUUUUGAGUACAGUAGAAUUUGUUUUGAUGAAUUAGCUUUGCAUUUUGCUUGGAAUAUGUUUGGCAUUGAAUGCUAAAGUUUGGUAGCAGGAGUAACUUAAACCUUAUAUUCAUAUUGGACUGAAAAUAGCACAAUACUGUCAAACAGCAGAUCACAUACUUUCUAGCAGCAUAAAAAGGCUUGGAUGUCAUCUUGGUUUCUGAUUCCACCGCAAUAUUUUUGGAAACCUAAAAUACUGAUAAAAGUUCAAAUAAUCAAACAGUAGUAGCCUAUCAACAUGUGAAUCCUUUUUUAUUUUUGAAACAACAAAUGAAUUGAUUAUGUCAAAACACUUCACAGGGAAAUAGAUAGACUUUGCAGUGAUAUUGUGCAUUUUGUAAAACAUGUCAUGUGUAAUACCUGAACACAUAGUCCAACAUAAGGUAUAAAGGACCCAAAUCACUAAAGGAGUUGUACUUUUAUAUAGCCAUAUAGGCUGACCCUAUACAUUUGCUAUGGUCAACUUAUCUUUAAAGGGUAUUAGUGCAGACCAGGCCAGCAAAGUGUAUCUGAAUUUGUGUUAGCGUCUGAUCAGUGUGAAAAUAUUUCAAUUAGCCAAUGAAUUAAUAAAAUAAAGUAAUUUCAUUGAAAAUGUUAGCAAAUGUGUAUUUGAAUCAAUGUUUAUGAUAUUAAAGCAAUAAUAUGAUUCA
Messenger RNA from Salmo salar (Atlantic salmon), 1812 nucleotides. RefSeq names its product DEP domain-containing mTOR-interacting protein. NCBI's taxonomy places the organism in Eukaryota, Metazoa, Chordata, Actinopteri, Salmoniformes, Salmonidae. Gene Ontology annotation, molecular function: protein binding; GTPase activator activity; guanyl-nucleotide exchange factor activity. Gene Ontology annotation, biological process: regulation of signaling; G protein-coupled receptor signaling pathway; positive regulation of GTPase activity. Gene Ontology annotation, cellular component: plasma membrane. The record is from RefSeq and is a predicted model, not a curated record.